UUACAGCUCUAAAUUGCAUAAAGUCUACACAAACAGAAUUAUUUUCUCAGUCAGUUGCCAUAAGAGUUUGCUGUAAGUUGAAGGCUUACGAAGGCGAUUCAUAAAGCAUUAGCAGAACGUUUUUGAAAGUGUCAUCAUGCUGGAUUUCUAUUAUAUGCUCUACUCGGCGCCUUGUCGCUCCAUUCUGAUGACCGCCAAAGCUUUAGGGAUUGAAUUGAACAAAAAGCAGGUGGAUCUGGAUGCUGGAGAUCAUUUGAAGCCGGAAUUUGUGAAGAUUAAUCCACAGCAUACAAUUCCCACACUGGUUGAUGGCGACUUUGCACUGUGGGAAUCACGUGCUAUUCUUCUAUAUCUAAUGGAAAAAUACGGCAAGAAUAAUUCUUUAUAUCCCAAGGAUCCUAAGCAGAGAGCUUUGAUCAAUCAUCGUCUGUUCUUUGACUUGGGAACGCUCUAUCAGAGUUACAUAUAUUAUUACUAUCCCCAGUUGUUUGAGGAGGUCAAGAAACCAGCUGAUCCGGAAAAUUUUAAAAAGAUCGAUGAUGCUUUCAGUUCUUUUAACACAUUGUUGCAAGGUCAAAAGUAUGCAGCUGGUGAAAAUUUAACUGUUGCUGACUUUGCUCUUUUGGCCACUGUUUCCACCUUUGAGGUAACUGGAUACGUUUUUGGGAAAUACACCAAUGUCACCAACUGGUACGAAAAUGCCAAGAAGGAAAUUCCUGGAUGGAAUGAGAACUGGGAAGGCUGCUUGAUCUAUAAGAAGCUGUACCUGUCCCAACUUUAAGGAUAGCUU
Drosophila innubila is the source of this 790-nucleotide messenger RNA. RefSeq names its product glutathione S-transferase 1-1-like. Bases 137 to 781 code for a protein of 214 amino acids. Gene Ontology annotation, biological process: glutathione metabolic process. The transcript has 2 exons. Gene Ontology annotation, molecular function: glutathione transferase activity. Lineage: Eukaryota; Metazoa; Arthropoda; Insecta; Diptera; Drosophilidae. The record is from RefSeq and is a predicted model, not a curated record.